Messenger RNA from Paramisgurnus dabryanus, 4092 nucleotides. It is a transcript of the gene rfc1, whose product is annotated as replication factor C (activator 1) 1. Gene Ontology annotation, cellular component: nucleus; DNA replication factor C complex. Gene Ontology annotation, biological process: DNA replication; DNA repair. Gene Ontology annotation, molecular function: ATP hydrolysis activity; DNA binding; DNA clamp loader activity. Lineage: Eukaryota; Metazoa; Chordata; Actinopteri; Cypriniformes; Cobitidae. The record is from RefSeq and is a predicted model, not a curated record.
UCACGCUCUCCAUCUGUGCUGCGUCAUCACGCUGCGCCUUUAGCUCACCAUCAUUGGCGCCAAAGAAGACUGGAGAAAGUACUACAGUCCCGAAAUCUGUCCAAAAAUUAAGAUAUUGACACAUGCUUAGAAAUGGACAUCCGGAGGUUUUUUGCGCCUACCAAACCUGCAGCGCCCAAACCUUCAAACGGAAGCAGCGGAACCGAAGAAGAGCCCAAAAAGAGACAAAAAUCAAAAACUAAGGUCACAAGUCCCAAACCUGCUGAGAAACCCACUGGAAAACGAAAGAAAAGAGGUGUAUUCGAUUCAGACUCUGAGGAAGAGAAGAAAGAGAGGAAGACUAAGAAAAGCUCCAAAGAGACUGUUUCCCCACCAGUAAAGACACAUCCAGUUACUUAUGUGUCUGAUUCGGAUUCAGAUGAUACAUUUUUGUCUCUGAAAAAGCCUACCAAACCCAGAGAAAAUGGAAAGACUAAAGGGAAGAAGGAAUCGGACUCUGGAAAAACAAAAGAGGUAAAGGCAUCCUCCGCUAAAUCUCCAAUCAAAUCCCCGACUGCGGCUGUGAAGGCAGGGGUGAAGAGCUCCAAGCCCACCAUCUCCCCCAAGACAACACCGACCCCGCCCAAACUCACCUCAGUAAUAGAUUUUUUUGGAAGCUCAAGUGUUCAAAGAUCGGACAAAAAGAUGGUUGCCAGCACUAAACGAAAAGCACCCACACAGGAUAAUGAUGAGUCCCUCAGUGAUGAAGCCAUUGCGAAACAACUUCAGAUGGAUGAAGAUAUAGAUAUGGAGAAGCAGAUUCAUGAUGAUGAGGAAUUUGCAAAAACAUUAGCCAUGCUUGAUGAAGCCCCCCUGCCGAAAAAGGCUCGUGUAGAUUCAGUCUCACCAUCCAAGAGCAGCUCUCAGGUAGAUACCAAGUUAAAAGACUCAUCACCUAAGAAAAGCCCCCUCAAGAGUAGCUCUAAACUGGCUCAAAUGAAAAGACGACAAGAAGAAGAGAAUGAGGAAAAGAAAAAAGAAAAGAAAAUCUCUCCAAAGAAAGAGCCCAUCUCACCGAAUAGUUCAGAACGGGCAGCCACGCCCAAAACAGGAAGUGCGUCCAUGGGAACAACAAAAUCAAGAAGUAUUUCCACACCUAAAGGGGGGGCACCCAGUAAAACCUCACCGACAAAACCAGAGAAUAUUAGUCCUGAGGACCCUGAGAAGAAACGGGCAAAUUCAUCAGCCUACCGAAACUAUCUGAACAGGGAUGGCCCACGAGCCCUGGGCUCUAAAGAGAUACCACAGGCUACAGAAAACUGUCUGGAGGGCUGUGUGUUUGUGUUGACGGGUGUGUUAGAGUCUCUGGAAAGAGAUGAUGCCAAGUCGUUAAUAGAGCGGUAUGGCGGGAAAGUCACAGGAAACGUCAGUCGCAAAACAUCUUAUCUUGUUCUGGGACGUGAUAGUGGAGCCUCAAAAACUGAGAAGGCGGAAAGUUUUGGAACCAAGAUCAUUAAUGAAGAUGAGUUGUUUGACCUUAUAAGAACCAAGCCAGGCAAGAAGUCGAAGUAUGAAAUUGCAGCAGAAGCAGAGAAUAAAUCUGCUACAGCAAAGACCCCGGAUUCUAGAGGCAAACGCACUCCUCCAGCCAAGAAGACCACGCCACCAGGGCCCAGCCCCAAAAAGAAAAGCCCUUCGGCCGGCAAGUCUAAAUCCGGCUCGGUCUCUGAAACAUCUGUGGCGUCUCGUUCAAGUUCAGAAGUCAAAAAAAGUUUGGCCUAUGAUCAGACCAAAACAGCAUCACCUGGAUCUCAGUCCACACCAGAGAAUGAUGGAUACAGCCUGUUAUGGGUGGAUAAAUACCGUCCCCGCAGUCUGAAGAAUCUAAUUGGGCAGCAAGGGGAUCAAAGUUGUGCUAACAAACUUGUGCGAUGGUUGCAAAACUGGCACAGACAUCACAGCGGCAAUGCAAAAGCACCACCGGCCAAGUUUAGUAAGUUUGGGGGCAAAGAUGACGGUUCCGGGUUCAAGGCUGCGCUGUUGUCGGGCCCUCCUGGCGUCGGGAAGACCACAACCGCUGCUCUCGUCUGCGAGGAGUUGGGUUACAGCUACGUGGAGAUGAAUGCCAGUUGCACCCGCAGUAAGAACAGUUUAAAAGAAGUGAUUGCAGAAUCACUCAACAACACCAGCAUUAAAAACUUCUACACGGGUGCAUCUCAGACAGUGAGCAGUAAACACGUCCUCAUAAUGGACGAGGUGGACGGAAUGGCAGGAAAUGAAGACCGAGGAGGAAUACAGGAGAUGAUUGGUCUGAUAAAGCAGUCAAAGAUUCCCAUCAUCUGCAUGUGUAACGACCGGAAUCAUCAGAAGAUCCGCUCACUGGCUAACUACUGUUAUGACCUGCGCUUUCAGAGACCCCGGGUGGAGCAGAUUAAGGCAGCAAUGAUGUCUGUGGCCUUUAAAGAGGGGUUGAAGGUCCCACCCCCAGCACUUAAUGAAAUCAUCCUGGCCUCCAAUCAGGAUAUUCGACAGGUGCUGCAUAACCUGAGCAUGUGGUCGGCUAAAGACAAAGUCAUGACCUAUGACCAAGCCAAAGCUGAUGCUAACAAUGCGAAGAAGGACAUGAAAAUGGGUCCAUUUGAUGUGUGUCGAAAGGUGUUUGCUUCAGGAGAGGAAAGUGCUCACAUGUCUUUGAUUGACAAGUCAGACCUUUUCUUCCAUGACUACUCGUUAGCGCCGUUGUUUGUCCAAGAGAACUACGUAAAUGUCCGACCGGCCGCGGCAGGGGGGAAUCUGAAGAAUCAUUUGGUGUUGUUGAGUAAAGCAGCAGACAGUAUUUGUGAUGGAGAUUUAGUGGACAGACAGAUCCGCAGCAAGCAAACCUGGUCUCUUCUUCCCACACAGGCGAUCUAUGCAAGUGUGUUGCCAGGGGAACUGAUGCGGGGUUAUAUGAGUCAGUUUCCAACGUUUCCCAGCUGGUUGGGCAAAUUCUCAUCAGCUGGCAAAUACAGCCGUAUCAUACAGGAGAUCGCUUCACACACAAGUCUGAAGACGCUAAGUAGCAAGGAAGCAAUAAAUCUGGAUUACCUACCGUAUUUGCGCUUGGCAAUAUUAGAGCCUCUUCAGUCUCAAGGCGCAGAGGGAGCCACUCAGAGCGUGAAGCUCAUGGAUGAUUAUGACAUCAUCAAAGAGGAUGUUGAUAACAUAAUGGAGAUCAGCACAUGGGGCGGACAGCCAGAUUCCUACUCUAAACUAGAUUCAAAGGUGAAAGCUGCGUUUACACGGGCGUACAAUAAAGAAUCUCAUCUAACUCCGUAUUCCUUACACGUGGUCAAGAAAGGCCGUAAAGGCGCUGUUGACCCUGAGCUUGUAGGGGAUCUUGACAGUGGAUCUCAGAUUCAGGAAGAGGAAGAGGAAGAUGAUGGGCUCACUGCAGAUGCCAUGAUCAAGCAGAAGAAAGCCAAACCAGUGAAAAAAGAAGCCAAGCAGGAGAAAGCACUGGAUUCUGGAAAGGGGAAAGGCAAGGGUAAAGGGAAAGGGAAGAAGAAAGACUGAGACGACGAAACGAAGGGAGAGACAAACCCCCCCUCUCUCUGUUUUCAUUAAGAUGGGAGUGAAAACAGAAAUGACAUCAGCUCUAUAAACAAAAUGAGUCUAUGAGUCAUACUUAUGCACUUCCUGAAAACCAUCACUCAAGCUGCUUUCAGUAGAGCAGGGAACAGCAGUGCAUAUUUAUAUAGAUUUUGAUUUGUAGUUAUACAAAAGUAUAUACAGUGUUAAGGGCACUUACUAUCAUCUCGGUCUUGUAACAAGAUAGGGAAGUACAUAAUAGCCCCUGUUCUUAACUCAUUUCCACAAAAACUGAUAUUAUUGUGUUGCCUAUAUGCCAUGUCACUCAUGAACACAAUGUAAAUAAGUAACUGCCAUAUUAGCAUUUUUCCUUUAUUUUGCAUACCUCCAGAACUAUGAAAGUCUCCUUUUCAUUGUAUUUCAACUUUUUCUUAUGGCAGCACUUUUGAAUACAGACUGAUAGUGUGUAUUACUAGCCUGAAGAUUAUUAUUCUGUAAAUGUGUGCGGUUUCGAUGAUUAAAAUGAGGAUUAUGUCACUGUGA